AUGGAGCUCACUUGGAUUAAGAUACUGUACAUCGUUCUUGGCUCCAUUUUGGCUUGUAUCACAAGUAUUCUCGUUGCAAGGUACAACUUGUGGCAUAAAAUACUGUUCCAGACGUGGCUAUGGUUUAGACGCAUGAAACGGGGCGUGAAGGUGAAACACAUCAAACACAACAGCUACAACUUCUGUUACUUCACUCGAGGGAAGCCUGGAGUCCAGCCAUCUAUACUGAUGCUUCAUGGGUUUUCACUCAGCAAAGACAUGUGGUUAGAUACUAUUAAGUAUAUGCCUGAGGACAUCCACGUGGUCUGUGUUGACCUUCCUGGUCAUGGAGCAACCACCCGCUUGCUGGGAGAUAGCUACAGAGCACCUUCGGAGCCAGGGCGCUAGAAGGCGGGAAUUCAUGAGUUUGUCGAGUGCAUUGGUCUGGAUAAAAAUCCCUUCCACCUGGUUGGGUUCUCCAUGGGCGGAAUGAUUGCCGGGGUUUAUGCCGCUCUUUAUCCGUUCCAUGUCUGCUGUUUGUCCCUCCUUAGCCCAGGUGGUCUCCAGUAUCAAGGAGGUUAUGAGUUCAUCAAGCACUUGAGGGAAGUGGAGAAAUCUAUCAAUGUGGGAAGCAAUCACCUCCUUUCUUUGACCGAGAGACAGGGAGAAGAGCUAUUGAAGCUUGGCCUAUACCACCCAAGCAUAUCACAGUUGCAGCUCCUUAAGGGAUAUCUUGAUGAUGAUAGACCACAAAGGAUGUUCUUCAUUAAAAGCUUUCUAGACCUUUCCAGUAUGGAGUCCAGGUACAGCCUUCAGGACAAUGCAAGCAAGAUCAAGGCUCCAACUGAGAUCAUCUGGGGAAAGUAUGACAAGAUACUUGAUCCCUCUGGAGCAGACAUUUUAGCCAAAGCUAUUCCUCACUGCCAAGCAUACAUACUGCAAAGAUGCGGACACUUCAUCACCAUAGACAGGCCACAGAAAUCUGCAGAGCUCAUCCUGGAAUUCCACAUUUCAGUUUGUGGCACCAAGAAGACUAACUAGUUGACAUAAACCUCAUGUGGGCACCAACCAGAUUGCGAUUUGGAAUUUCUAGUUCUCCAGAGUUAUUCCAGAGAGAAAUGACUCACCCGUUGCAGCACCUAGAAGCCAUAUCUGUUUAUAUGGAUGACAUCUUGGCCAUAGAGAAGAACAACAUGAUUCUGGACUACACAAAGUCCUUCACACCUUACAGAAGACAGGUCUUCAGCUGAACAAAACAAAAUGCCUUCUGUGCCAAAAGUCUUUCACCUAUCUAGGACAUCACACAUUGCCAUCGCUCCCAAUAAGAUCACAAGUGAGAUGAUAAAGAAUGGUCCGGUCUUGAAGUAGUCAUGGAACAAAACCAAACACCACGAUCAUAUCUCAUCAAGACCAAUACUGGAACUCUUUGUAGAAAUGUAAAACACCUCCAGGCAGUUCCAGAACCAGUAAAUCCAGAAUCAGAGACUCCAAAACAGAGAUUUCAGAACCAGAUUCUCCAACCACAAUUGAAUCUUGUAUACCAGAUCUAGUUCAAGAUCAGCCUGCGAUAACAACUACUUCCUCUCCAUUACCAAACACAGAGACAGCAGUCUUGAGAGGGAGACUGAUUAGAAAACUUGCACGUAUCGAGACUAACAUAUAGACUAAUAGAUGUAGAUAUUUAGUAAUAGCCACCUACUACAGGGCAGAAUAAUUCUCAGGUGCUAUUGGGGUGUAUGAUAGUCUAUUCAUCACUCAAGUUAGGAAAUAACUUGUAUAUAUGCACAGUAAUUAUUUGUAUUGAUAUUUAGAUAAUUAAUCAAUUUAUUACACA
Sphaerodactylus townsendi is the source of this 1813-nucleotide messenger RNA. Its product is annotated as monoacylglycerol lipase ABHD6-like. The record is from RefSeq and is a predicted model, not a curated record. NCBI's taxonomy places the organism in Eukaryota, Metazoa, Chordata, Lepidosauria, Squamata, Sphaerodactylidae. Gene Ontology annotation, molecular function: catalytic activity. The transcript is spliced from 9 exons.